Nerophis lumbriciformis (worm pipefish) is the source of this 1470-nucleotide messenger RNA. The record is from RefSeq and is a predicted model, not a curated record. NCBI's taxonomy places the organism in Eukaryota, Metazoa, Chordata, Actinopteri, Syngnathiformes, Syngnathidae.
AUGGCGGAGCUACAAAUGCUUUUGGAAGAAGAAAUUCCAGCAGGUCGAAGCGCUCUGCUGGAUAGUUUUACUAAUUUGGAAAGAGUCGCCGAGUAUUGUGAGAGCAACUAUGUCCAGUCUCCAGAUAAGCAGCGAGCACUGGAGGAGACCAAGAAUUACACCACUCAGUCGUUGGCCAGUGUGGCCUACCUGAUCAACACGCUAGCCAACAAUGUCCUGCAGAUGCUGGAUAUCCAGGCCUCCCAGCUACGCCGCAUGGAGUCAUCCAUCAACCACAUUUCUCAGACGGUGGACAUUCACAAAGAGAAGGUGGCCAGGCGAGAGAUUGGCAUCCUCACAACCAACAAAAACACAUCCCGCACACACAAGAUCAUUGCCCCAGCCAAUCCUGAGAGGCCUGUGCGCUAUGUCCGCAAGCCUGUUGACUACAGCAUACUGGAUGACAUGGGCCAUGGAGUCAAGUGGUUGCAAAGGUUUAAGGCAAGUGCUCAGAGCAUGAAAGCUGGUGGUGGAGGUGGACUCCCUCGCACAAAUCCCCCAACACAGAAGCCACCCAGCCCUCCUAUGAGCGGGAAGGGGACCCUUGGGCGACACUCCCCAUAUAGGACGCUCGAGCCAGUGCGUCCUCCCGUUGUCCCUAACGACUACGUCUCGAGCCCGACGCGCAACAUGGCGCACCCCCUGCAGAGCCCAGCACGCAAUGCAUCUGUUAAUCAGAGGAUACGCACGUACAGCAGCGGGAGCAGUGGAGGCAGUCACCCCAGCAGUAGUCGCAGCAGCAGCCGGGAAAACAGCGGCAGUGGCAGUGUGGGCGUGCCCAUCGCUGUGCCUACACCGGCCCCGCCUACAGCCUUCCCAGGUGCUCCUCAGUUCUACAGCAUGAACCGCCCAGCACAGCAGCCCCAGAACACCCAUGUGGGAGGCUCGCUGCCGUACCGCCGACCCUCGUCUGUCACCGGCCAGCCUAACAUGGCACCAAAUCAGAACCAGCUCAACGGUGGACCCCACUUUGCCCAGAAUCAAGGCCCAAUUGCACCCCCUCCCCCAUCCAUGCAGAUCACCCCUCAGCUGCCCCUGAUGGGCUUUGUGGCCCGAGUUCAGGAAACCAUCUCAGAUGUGCCGCCACCGCCGCCCCUUGCCGAUGAGCCUGUGUUCGAGGACCCAACACCACCUCCUCCCCCACCAGAGGACUACGAGGAUGAUGAGGAAGAAGAAGAGUCAGCAGUGGUGGAAUACAGUGACCCGUAUGCGGAGGAGGACCCACCUUGGGCGCCACGCAACUACCUGGAGAAAGUGGUGGCCAUCUACGACUACAGUCGGGACAAAGAAGACGAGCUGUCCUUCCAGGAGGGGGCCAUCAUCUACGUGAUAAAGAAGAACGAUGACGGCUGGUAUGAGGGUGUGAUGAACGGAACCACAGGCCUCUUCCCGGGCAACUACGUGGAAUCCAUCAUGCACUACGCAGAUUGA